UGAGCCUGUUUAACCCACACCUGACGAAGGGAACGAUCAAACAAAAGAAGCCAAAAUGGUGAAAUGGACAGACUUUGAGCGUGCCACCAUCCAGGACAUCUUCUCCAAAAUUGAUUAUGAUGUUGUUGGCCCAGCUGCUCUCUCCAGGUGUCUGAUUGUCUACCCCUGGACUCAGAGGUACUUUGGUGGCUUUGGAAACCUCUACAAUGCGGCAGCUAUAACAUCGAACCCCAAAGUGGCGGCUCAUGGAAAGGUUGUCCUCGCAGGUCUGGAGAAAGCUGUGAAGAACAUGGAUGACAUUAAGACCACAUACAAAGAUCUUAGCGUGCUGCACUCUGAGAAACUGCAAGUUGACCCUGACAACUUCAAUCUCCUGGCAGACUGCCUGACCAUUGUUGUUGCUAGUCAGAUGGGUGCAGCCUUCACCCCUCAGGUCCAUGCAGCUUUCCAGAAGUUCCUGGCUGUAGUGGUGGCCUCCCUGAGAAAGCAGUACUACUAGACAGCCUCUUCUCCUGCAAUAAGAGAAUAAAUAAAUAAAACAGUAUUUCUUUUUGAAAAAAAA
Molecule: messenger RNA, 562 nt
Organism: Cyprinodon variegatus (sheepshead minnow)
Lineage: Eukaryota; Metazoa; Chordata; Actinopteri; Cyprinodontiformes; Cyprinodontidae
Product: hemoglobin subunit beta-like
Exons: 4
Coding region: 56-499 (147 amino acids)
Biological process (GO): oxygen transport; hydrogen peroxide catabolic process
Cellular component (GO): haptoglobin-hemoglobin complex; hemoglobin complex; blood microparticle
Molecular function (GO): haptoglobin binding; oxygen binding; oxygen carrier activity
Source: RefSeq, a predicted model, not a curated record